Molecule: messenger RNA, 1095 nt
Organism: Racocetra fulgida
Lineage: Eukaryota; Fungi; Glomeromycota; Glomeromycetes; Diversisporales; Gigasporaceae
Source: the annotation of a GenBank genome assembly
AUGGAAGCCAUUGCCGAUAGCCUGGCACGCUCAGAUUAUGACAUUGUUUGUUUACAAGAAGUGUGGGUGUAUGACAAUUACGAAUUAGUUAGGAACAGAACUAAAAAGCGGUUAACUAGUGCAGUAGUUGACCAUCCAGUGUCUGGGUUAAUCGAAGUAUUCAAUACUCACGUUCAUGCGAGUUACGGGUCUAAAAAAAAUGAUGAAUAUCUGGCACAUAGAGUUUCUCAAGCUUGGGAAGCCGCAAAUUUAAUGAAAAUUUCAGCUUCACGAGGACGAAAUGUUGGUGAUUAUAAUAGCGAGCAAGAUACCCUUGCAUAUAAACUUAUCACUCAACAUGGACAGAUGACAGAUUCUUGGCAAUCUCAAAAUUCCGAUACACCGAUUAGCGCUUCCACCACCUCCAUUAACCAAAUUAACCAACAAGAAGCUGGUUUACCUGCAUUCGAUGCGAACGCAGCCAUCCACCGAAAAGGUAUUACUUGUGACUCUCCGAUUAAUACAUGGUCUAAGAUUCCAGAAUUGGGAUACUCUUAUUCCGAUCAUUUUGGUGUUGAAGCUACAUUUACACUUGUUGGACGCGACAAGAAUUCAGUUAUUCCGUUAUCUGUUUGGGAACAAGGCCCUUAUGAAACUUUACAUGAAUUGGAUACUCGCACAAUUAAAAACAUGAUUGAACUUCUCGAUAGGGAUUUGAGCAGAUCACAAACCACAUCACGUGUACAGAUAUUUUUGUUUUAUAUUUGUCUAUUAUUGGUGUUUGGAUUAAUUGCCAUAGAAAUUUUAUUUUCAAUUGGAACAAUAUCAACUUAUUUUUGGGUGAAGAUAAUUAUUAAUGUGGCAAUUGCACCUAUUGCAGUCUAUGGUGCCAUUAUGGGAUAUGUUGGAGUUGUCUUUGGUAAUUCGGAGAAAAACGCGCUUAAGCAACUUAUCAGCGAGAUUCGAACAUAUAACGAGGGAAAAAAAACUCUUGAGAGUAGAGAGAGUAAGGGAAGUAGUGUAGGGUUUGAAGAUAAUGAUAGUGGCCAACGAUCAUCCGCAGCAGUUGGAAUAAAUAUCGAACUUGGCUCUAAAGAUGCACCGUAUAAACUAUAA